Pectinophora gossypiella (pink bollworm) is the source of this 2010-nucleotide messenger RNA. RefSeq lists its product as uncharacterized. The coding region runs from base 1 to 2010 and encodes 669 amino acids. Lineage: Eukaryota; Metazoa; Arthropoda; Insecta; Lepidoptera; Gelechiidae. Gene Ontology annotation, molecular function: nucleic acid binding. Gene Ontology annotation, biological process: DNA integration. The transcript has a single exon. The record is from RefSeq and is a predicted model, not a curated record.
AUGAGUGCAAGGUUAACACCAUUAUACGAGUUAUUACAAAAAGGACGGGAAUGGAUCUGGUCGCAAGAAUGUGAGUCAACUUUUUUAUCAAUUAAGAAGUCUUUGUCUAGCGCAGAGGUUUUAGCCCAUUACGAUCCGAGUAAACCAUUAUUCAUGACGUGUGACGCGAGCCCGCACGGGGUAGGGGGGGUGUUGACACAGCUGACCGCCGACGGCCGCAGCGAGCGCCCCGUCGCUUAUACCUCGCGUACGCUGUCGGAUGCGGAGAAAAAUUACUCACAAAUCCACAAAGAGGCCCUUGCAAUCAUAUUCAGUGUAAAUAAAUUUCACCAAUAUCUAUAUGGACGCCAUUUCACCUUACGCACGGAUCAUAAGCCGCUCGUAUCCAUUUUUGGACCAAAUACCGGUAUUCCCACCAUGAUAGCCAGUCGUAUGCAACGAUGGGCAAUCAUUCUAUCGGCUUAUUCUUUCAAUAUCGAGUACGUGCGUACCGAUGAGAACGCGGCGGAUGGCCUAUCACGGUUACCGGUCACCGAGGAAAAAGUAGGUAAUUCAAUGGCGCCACCGGAGCAAACUUAUUUACAUUAUGUUCAACAAGCUUUAUUACUAGAUUAUCAUGAAAUUAAAAGGGAAACAUUACGUGACCCACUUCUAUCUAAGAUAUUGAGUUAUAUUCGCGACGGGUGGCCAUCACAGUGCGAGAUUACGAAUUUACAACCCUUUUUCAAUAGGAAAAAAGAAUUAUAUGAGGAACUAGGAUGUGUCAUGUGGGGCCAUAGAUUAGUAGUUCCCGAAAAUUGCAAAGAAAAGGUAUUAACUUUAAUUCAUGAGCCCCACAUGGGGAUAGUUAAAUCAAAAUCGCUGGCACGUAGUUACGUGUGGUGGGCAGGGGUGGACGAGGCAGUGGAGCGGAUGUGCCGCGAGUGCGCCGUGUGCGCGGCGCAUGCCGACGCGCCGCCGCGACACGCGCCGCGCAUGUGGCCCUGGCCGCACCGGCCCUGGUCCCGCCUGCAUUUAGACUAUUUAGGACCUAUUGCGGGCCGCACAUACUUGAUAGUUGUAGAUGCUACCACCAAGUGGUUGGAGGUUUUCAAUGUAAGUAGUGGUACUACUACAAACGGGCUUAUAGAUCGGCUUUGCGAAUUAUUUAGUAGAUGGGGUUUACCAAAACAAAUAGUAAGCGAUAAUGGCCCUCAAUUUACUUCAAAGCAGUUUGAGGAUUAUACAAAGGCCAACGGCAUCGAUCACAUUUUCACGGCACCAUAUCAUCCGGCGUCUAACGGUUUAGCCGAAAAUGCGGUUAAGACUGUAAAACGAGCAAUAAAAAAAGCAAUAUAUGAAAAAAGAAAUAUUGACCGGGCUUUGUGCGAUUUCCUAAUCUAUUACAGAAACAUAGAACAUUCCACAACAGGUGAAAGCCCAGCUAUGCUACUUUUAGGGAGACGCUUGCGAACACGAUUAGACAUGAUUAAACCGGACAGGGAAUCUCGAGUACACAGAGCACAACAACGCCAGAAGGAGUCAGCGGGAGGAGUAAGUAGAUCUGUGGACAGAAAUGACGAAAUAUGGUACAAGCAAUUUUUAAAAGGGGAGAAGUGGCUCCCGGGACGAGUAAUUGAUAGCGUAGGACCGAGUAAUUUUAGAGUGAAGGGUAAAGAUGGGGUUAUGGUACACCGACACAUUGAUCAACUGCAUAAAAGACCUAAUGGUAGGUUAUCAUUAGUUACUACAACAGCUAACUUAGGACAACAGUCUAGCACAAAUUCUCAACCAAAUCAUACAGGUUUAGAGGUGGGCAGUCCUCAGAAGUCGGAUGGACAGUCGGAGCAGACGACUGACGAGGCGAGGGUUGGGUCGCCGGCGACAGAGCAAGGAGCGCAGCCUAGCGGGGUAGAUAGGGGCGCAGCAACUUCACCCGAUUGGCAAUUUGCUUCGCCCACCGUGACACCGCCCCGAACUCGGCCUAUAAGACAGUGUCGGCUAAAUAAAGUGCCUAAUUAUAGAACUUAG